This is a messenger RNA of Amorphotheca resinae ATCC 22711, 355 nucleotides long. RefSeq lists its product as hypothetical. The transcript has 3 exons. Gene Ontology annotation, biological process: GPI anchor biosynthetic process. The record is from RefSeq and is a predicted model, not a curated record. Gene Ontology annotation, cellular component: dolichol-phosphate-mannose synthase complex; endoplasmic reticulum membrane. Bases 73 to 351 code for a protein of 92 amino acids. NCBI's taxonomy places the organism in Eukaryota, Fungi, Ascomycota, Leotiomycetes, Helotiales, Amorphothecaceae.
CUUACGAACCACACUCCUUUGUCAUUCGAUACGUUGGUAUUGUCAUCAGCAGCAUACCAUUUGGUUGCAAUCAUGACCCGAGCACAGCAAACCGUCUCUGUCGGCCUCCUUGUCACUUCUCUCUAUUUGGCCCUCUACCUCGGACUCAUUCCUCUGCCAGCCUUGAUCUCAAAUGAAAUAAUACCUUUCUUGCCGUUCUGGGCCCUCGUUACCUUCGGUGCUUACCUUCUAUUCAAACUUGGCUGGGGAGUCUUUACGUUCAACGAUGUGCCAGAGGCGCACGCGGAGCUUAUGAAGGAGAUUGAUCUUGCGAAGGCGGAGUUGAGGACCAAGGGCGUGGAUAUCGAUUAAUCCU